Limanda limanda (common dab) is the source of this 2174-nucleotide messenger RNA. RefSeq names its product RAD51 paralog D (gene rad51d). Gene Ontology annotation, biological process: telomere maintenance; double-strand break repair via homologous recombination; DNA strand invasion. The transcript is spliced from 11 exons. Gene Ontology annotation, cellular component: replication fork; Rad51B-Rad51C-Rad51D-XRCC2 complex; centrosome. The coding region runs from base 250 to 1257 and encodes 335 amino acids. The record is from RefSeq and is a predicted model, not a curated record. Gene Ontology annotation, molecular function: four-way junction DNA binding; single-stranded DNA binding; ATP-dependent DNA damage sensor activity. Lineage: Eukaryota; Metazoa; Chordata; Actinopteri; Pleuronectiformes; Pleuronectidae.
GAGGCGCUUGUUUACAUCCUCCUCUUUACGUUCACACAGAGUUUAACUUGUUGCAGCGACAUUAACAUCGUGUAAAGUUUAGUGAAGAACUAAGUUAGGUUGAGGACAAAGUUCUGACGCAGAGGAAAAGUCGUUCAUACAAACUAACGACGGGCUCGGACGAAGUUAGCUACGCAUGUUAGCCGCUAAGCUAACAGGUGUUAGCUAGCAGCUAGCAGGUGUUAGCUAGCAGCUAGCAGGAGUCAGAAGAUGGUGGUGCUGAGAGCUGGGAUGUGUCCUGGACUGGAGGAGGAUUUAAUACGAGACCUGCGAGCUGCAGACAUCAGAACAGUGGAGGACCUGGUCUCCUCCGACAUUGAGGAGCUGGCUCAGAAAUGUUCUGCUUCAUAUAAGGCUCUGUUUGCCAUCCGCCGAGUGCUGCUGGCCCAGCACACCGCCUUCCCCGUGUCGGGCGCUGAUCUCUACGAGGAACUAUUGAGCUCGACAGCCAUCCUCUCCACUGGAAAUCCCAGCCUAGAUAAACUGCUGGAUUCGGGCUUGUACACCGGGGAGAUAACGGAGCUGUCGGGAGAACCAGGAAGUGGCAAAUCUCAGGUCUGUUUCGGUGUCGCGGUGCACAUUUCCCACCAGCUGAAGCAGAGCGUGAUAUACAUCGACACGACGGGGGGGCUGAGCGCCGGCCGCCUGCUCCAGAUGCUGCAGAGUGAAACCAGCGACGCGGAGGCGCAGAUGGAAGCGCUUCAGAGGAUCCACCUCUUCCGCUCGUACGACGUCUUCUCUCUCCUCGACUGUCUGCACGGGCUGAGCAGCGGCGGGCUGCAGCAGGCAUCAGUGGGCUGCGGCGGCUCGGUGAAGGCGGUGAUUGUGGACUCGGUGUCAGCUGUUAUCUCUCCUCUGCUGGGAGGCAAACAGAAUGAAGGGAUGUCGUUGAUGAUCCAAGUGGCCGGAGUUCUGAAGACGAUGGCGAAGGACUUCAACAUCGCAGCUUUAGUGACCAACCACGUGACCAGGGGCGGGGGGGGCGAGCUGCAGCCGGGCCUCGGCGCGUCGUGGGAUCACAUCCCCAGAACCAGGGUGCUGCUGGAGCGGCUGGAGGAGGAGGCCGGGGGGGCGAGCCGCUCCAGCCUGCGCUCGGCCACGCUGAUCAAGUCCUCCAGACGGCCGUGUCUCAUCAGAGAGCAGUUCGACCUGCAGUGCUGGAGUCGCUCUAAAGAAGGAACCUCUGGAAAGAGAAAACGGGACGAGACCGAUUCCUGACGAGAGCCAAUUAAAAAUCCUCUGACAAAACAUCCCAGCAAAGCAGGGAGGAAGGACACGCCUCCUGCGGAUACAGUCCCAGAUCCAGCUGGGCGUGACUCUCUGGGCCGCGCUGCUCUCCUCGGGCUCGGCCAUGGUGUGCGUGGCGGAGGCGGAGUCAAAGUCCUCCACCACGUCGCCGUCGUACGCCACGAAGUAACGCCGCAGUUUGUGGAAGUCCUGCACGGAGACGGGCAGGAAGAGCUUCACGCCGCUGAAGAUGUCCAGCAGCGUCUGGAGGGAAGAGACGGAAGAGUCACGAGAAGAAACCGACGCCGGGUUUAUGCUUUUAUUUCAUUUUUACCUUUGUUUCAUGGACUUGGAUGAUGUGGAACUUUGUGGGCAACAUUUUAAAUAACAUAUUGGCUGAAAGAUAUUGUAAAUAUUUUGUAAGGUGUUAUUAUCAAACCUUUAUAUCAAGGAUAUGUAAUUGAGAUUUUACAGUUUAACCACAAUAUUUAAAAAAACUAAAUAAUAAAACCCCAACAAGGAUUUUUAGAUUUCGUGGAAUAAAGUCAUGAGAAUGUUUUUAAGUUUGAGUCCAGGUGUCGUUUUCCAGCAGGAACUUCAGAGGAAUCAAUGAGGAAUGUGGAGCAACGUGCUAAUACUUUAAUAAAGAUCUUACAAAUAAUGUAAUAUUCAAUCUUUUGGUUCCUCAGCUUCACAUUAUCAUAAGUAUCAGGACUUUUAAAAAGCUUGUGUAUGAACCUGAGUCUUUUCAGAAGGAACAGUAGAAAGAGAAAGAUUGAAGGGACAUUUAUCGGAUUUAUAAAAAUACUCAGCUUGUGUAACUGAAGUAAACUUAAUUGUAAAUAUUUGGGGCUUUAACUUGAUAUGAAUGUAUGAACUUGUUAUCAACACUGUAAUGUGGACGUUUU